Cuscuta epithymum is the source of this 3304-nucleotide messenger RNA. The record is from the annotation of a GenBank genome assembly. NCBI's taxonomy places the organism in Eukaryota, Viridiplantae, Streptophyta, Magnoliopsida, Solanales, Convolvulaceae.
CUUUCCAAUCAAUUGUCUCUUGCUCUCCCAAAAGAUUUCACGCUGACUUUCCCGUAGGGUUUUCUGGCAAUCGUCUCUUCCCUCUUCACGCCCAACUAGCCAAGAACGACUCUUCCCAAAUACAUGGGUGAUUCACAACGUAAUGCCAAAAAAAGGAAUGUGAUUAAACGGAUAUUUGGAAUAUUCAAGUCACGCUUCACAAUCUUCAAAACGGCACCUCCUUUCUUUUUAGUUUUGGCAUGUGCAGGAGUACAUAAUUUUCUUCGACGUGAAUGUCGAUCUGACGAAUUUCCUCCGGACCCAGAAGAAGACCCACCUAACGAUGAUGAGGACGAUCUUGAAUGAGAUAAUUUUCAGACACAAGAUCAACAGAGGGAAAAGGCCAAUGAAUAGAGGAUGAAUCUUGCUACUCAAAUGUGGGCAGCUACAGAAAAUGAAUAAUUUUGAUCCAUAGUUCAGCAGCACAAGACGUUUGUUCCCAUUUUGUGCAUUAAGGACAUUAUUUGUUCUUAUAUUUUUUAAUGCUUAUGCUUGACCUCAUUUCGAAUAGAGAACAUUAGCUAUUAUAUUUGUCAUAUUUUCUAUGUAGCGAUUUUUAUUUAUUAAAGUCUAGUUUGUUUUGUUAAAGUCUGGUCUAGUUGGAUCUGGUCUGAAAUAAGUAAAAGUUUAUGGAUUUAUUGAAAUCCAUAAAAGUCAUUCAUUCUAGAAGUCACGGAUUUAAAAGUCAUCAAAUUAAAGUCUAUGGAUUUAAAAGUCUAUAGACUUUUUUAGAAGUCCAUGGAUUAAAAAAAGUCCACCACAAUCCAUAUUCAAUACACCCCUUUAAGACUUACAUUUACCUUCCCUUCCCACUCAUGUCAACACUUACUACCACUUACUAGCACUCUCAACCCUUCGUCCAAACAAACAGGCAGCAAGUAGGGAACAGCUCCUGAAAACAACAGCUAUUCUGCUUAGGAUUUCUGAUCACUCCGUCGGUCGGAAGUAACAAAUGGAAGCAAACGAAAGAUUCAAAGAGAAAGCGGAAAAUGAGGAGGAGUUGGAAGAAGAGAUAUGGAGUUGGGGGGCAGGCACAGAGGGUCAGUUGGGAACGGGGAGGCUCUUAGACGAGCACCACCCUCAGUUGCUCCGUUCUCUCUCCUCAUUGGGCCCACUCUCUCAUCUCGCUUGCGGCGGCGCUCAUGUCAUCGCUCUCAUCUCAGGUGGAAGAGUGGUGACAUGGGGUAGGGGUACAUCAGGGCAAUUAGGCCAUAGGGAAGCUGUUUCCAGUGUGCAGCCUAUGGUUGUGGAAGAUUUGGUAGCCUUUGAUAUUACAUAUAUUUCUGCUGGUUGGAAUCACUCCGGUUUUGUUUCAGAGAGCGGUCAACUCUUCAUGUGUGGAGAUGGUACGUUUGGGCAGCUUGGUCUUGGUGAUUAUAUAUCCCACUCUUCUCCUGUAGAAGUGCCAUUUUUCAGCUCUAGACAUGUCAAGCACAUUGCUUGUGGUAUGCGCCAUUCGAUUGCUUUGGUUGAAGGUAAUAUGGGAAGUCGUGUUUAUGGAUUUGGGUCUGGAAAACGUGGUCAGCUGGGUAUAUCUGAUGACAAAGUAAAAUCAGUAAGCGUUCCUCAUGUUACUUUGGGCUUGGAAAAUCUCAGAAUUAACAGCAUUAUUGCAAAUGGAGACCAUAGUGGAGCUAUAUGUACUGAUGGACAUUUCUAUAGAUGGGGAAGAGGCUUCGGUGGGGACCCAGAUAAUUAUAUGCCCAAACGUAUUGCAGCAAGCCCAUCAUUCAGUAGCGCUUCUAUAGGGUGGAAUCAUGCUCUAUUAUUAACAGGUGAUGGACAAGUGUUCAUGAUUGGCGGUUAUAACUAUGGUGCUUCGAGUAGCCAAAAAACACAGUUGAUAGCGAAAACACUUAAAGAUGCAGGAAAUGAAGAAAUUGCACAGAAGGUUGAUGCUCUUGUUGGGGUAAAGGUUUUCCAAAUUUCAGCAGGAGCUGAGCACUCGGCCUUGGUAACAGAUGAUGGAUCAGUGAUGACGUGGGGAUGGGGGGAACAUGGUCAACUUGGCUUGGGAGAUACAAAUGAUCAAGCUAGUCCUCAAGUGGGCCGUUGGAUAUCGAGGUCUGGCUGAAAGAGGGUGCCAAAGCUGUUCGGAACUUCACACAACUCUGCCUAGAAGGUUACUACGACAACGCGAUCUUCCACCGCAUAAUCAAGUCAUUCCUCAUUCAAGGGGGUUACCCAACUGGCAGUGGCCCGAUACCCUCUAUUUGUCAAUUGACUUCGCCUAUUUGUGUUUUAUUUGCAACUUUAAUUUCUGGUGUUCUGCCCGAGUUGUUUUUUUGAGCAUUAUGCAGCUCUGCAUAAUUUCAACUCAUUGCUAUUUUUCUAUAUUAGAAAUGGCAUGCCUAAGGACUGAGGUGUUGGAAAUAUGAUGAAAUAUGCUACGUACUCCGUACUACGUAUUAUUUUGAGGGGUCUAAUUUAUGGCUCCUGGGAACAUUAAGUUAAAGUAGUAAAUGUGAGUGAUAGUAGUGUUGUAAGUUACAUUGACAUUUCCCGGUUGCUUUUUAAGGUAUAUGCCUCUAAUAACUACAUGUUCCUGAAAAAGAAUGAAAGUGUUAUACUUAUUAUACUACUUUAAUAAUAGAGAAAUGAAAAGGUGGUUUGUCUUGAUAUUUUCCAAUAAUAUUAUGCCCCAAAGUUUUGGUUGGACUGGUAAAAUACAUAUAGGAGAUGCUAUAUUUUUAAAAUGCAUUGUUCUAGGCUGCACAGGUUCAUGGCAUAUCACAGAAGAGAAGGUUCAUUGUGAAAGGCUGCAAUGGAAGGUUCACUGGAAACAUAACAUGUUUUUUAGCUUCAUAAACACUGUGUACAAUGGUAUGUAACUUCUGGAUAAUUACUUCAAGUGUUGGCAUUUGUUUGAGAAAAUUAUGAUUGUUUAGCAUGUGCAGUAAAAUUAUCAAUGUCAUUUCAAUCCUCGAGCAGUAAAAUUAGCAUGUGCAGUAAACCUUUUAGCUGGUGAGUUUUUUUUAUUGAUGCCCAGAGAACGGGGAAAGGCAGUGUGCACUAUCAGCUUUCUCACUUAACAAGUUUCAUAGGUUAGAGUUGACAAAAAGAAUUUAAAGAAAAGAGAGUGGUUACAUGAUGUUUUUCCUGACUUUGUUGUCUGUGAAAUGUACAACGAUGUGUUGUGCUAUUUUGUGAUCUUCUGGAGAAUAAACCAUAUCAGGUUAAUAUUGUAUCAUCUGUAUUCAUAUGAAUUAUAAAAUGGAAAUUGGAGGACGAUUGUCCUUUAUCUAAUAUGAAAGUCUCAUGUAUC